Molecule: messenger RNA, 6574 nt
Organism: Mugil cephalus (flathead mullet)
Lineage: Eukaryota; Metazoa; Chordata; Actinopteri; Mugiliformes; Mugilidae
Gene: rsf1b.1
Product: remodeling and spacing factor 1b, tandem duplicate 1
Exons: 17
Coding region: 24-4994 (1656 amino acids)
Biological process (GO): regulation of DNA-templated transcription
Cellular component (GO): RSF complex
Source: RefSeq, a predicted model, not a curated record
AGCUUGAUACUGGUGUGGAAAAGAUGGCUGCUUCGGCGGCAACGGCGAGUUCUUCCCCCGGUUUGUGUCCAAAUUACGCCGUGAUUUGCUCUUUCUUGGAGCGGUACGGAGCAUUGCUAGACUUACCGGAGCUCACCUUUCCCCAGCUGGAGAGAUAUCUGCAGGACACAUCCUCAGUUCCAAAGCUGCUGGUCGAUCUUCACGUCAAGUUGCUGAGGAAGAUCGGCAAGUCGGUGUCUGCGGACCGAUGGGAGAAGUAUCUAGUCAAGGUAUGUCAGGAGUUCAACACGACGUGGGCAUGGGAGCUGGAACAGAAAGGAUACAAGGAGAUGACGAUGGAGUGCAAGACGGGGAUACUUAAGUAUUUGUGCGAGGUUCAGUUUGAUGAAAACGUGAAGUUCAAAACCGCCAUCAAUGACGAGGACCCGGAUAAGAUGCGCCUGCAGCCGAUCGGCCGGGACAAGGACGGACAGAUGUACUGGUUCCAGCUGGACCAGGACGACAACGUGCGCGUCUACGUGGAGGAGCAGGACGACCUGGACGGGCUGUCGUGGAAAUGCAUCGUCAAGACUAGAAAUGACCUGGCUGAGGUUGUCGCUCUGCUGAAGACGCAAAUUGAUCCUGAGCUGCUGAAAAGAGAUCAAGAAAACAAACCUGAUGUGGAAGGAGGUGACCCUAAGAAGACUGAUGACACGUCAGAUGAGGACAGCAAAGACUCCAGUAAAGCAGCUCAUCCGGCGUCACCGAAGACCGAGAACAACAAGAAAGUGACGCAGAACGACAGCCUGAAACCAGACGCCUCCGAGACCAAAUCACCGCUGAACGGCGUCAUCGAAAGCAAAACGGAUGCAGAGCUGGACUCGGAAAGUAUCAGCGCAAAAGCACAGAACAUCAAAGAGGAGCCGAUGGAGAUUUCGGACGCUAAAUUAAACGCAAGCGAGGCCACGCCGGGAUCUGAAACGCCGCGAAUAUCGUUAAAGGCGGAAAAAGAAGAGGAGGCUAAGAAGAGCAGUACGGAGGAGACACAGCAGGCCAUGAAGAACGAGCAGCAGGCCAAAAUCCCCCUGAAGAAACGGGGAAUGAAGUUUAGCGAAGACUUUGAAAGAAAUAGUGCCAUUAUAGUGCAAAACCCUCCCGUUUCAACUCUGAAGGAGGCUCCCAAAGCCGAACCGGCUCCCGAUCAGACAAAGAAAGCUGUAAACGAUCACAUAAACGGCGAAGUUCAGACUCAGGCGGAAAAGGGGUCGUUACAAGACGCCGGCGCCGCCGAGAAAGAGACGACGACGACAAAAGCGCCUGUAGACGGCAGAGAAAACGACACUCCAGCAGCAGCAGCAGCAGCAGCAACAGCAAAGGAAGAGGACGCCACGGAAAACAAAAAGGGCUGCAGUGAGAAGGACGCAGAGGGAGCUGUAACACAAGCAGAGCCGGAGAAGAAAGAGUCGCCGUUAGAAGAGGAAACGGAAAAGAAAGAGGAGUCUCCGCCACCACCAGCGGAGAAGACACCUUCACCAAAAGACACGAGUAAUGCACUAGAGAAAUCCUCUAAUCAUGAAGUGGAGGAAAAGUCAGAAGAGUCCACACCAGCAAAAGCAGAGGACAUGUCCACGGCGAAGACGUUACAGGAAAGUAAUGAAACAUCAACAGCCGGUGAGUCGGGGAACGACAGUUUAAAACAAAACGAAGUCACAUCCAAAGAAGCUGAAUCAAAACAUUCAGAAAAAUCUGGGGAAAACCCAGAACGUGUAGACACGGACACGUCCGACUCCAGCCAGACGAGGGAAGGAAACACGUCUGAAGACGUAAAACAAACGAACGACGCUAAAGAAACGGAAACAUCUGAGUCUAAUCUGGAGAAAUCGGACGACUCUGCAGUGGAGGAGAAACAACAAAGUGUUAAAACAACAGAACCUGCAGACAAAGAUCCUCCAGAGAAAGACUCUGAAAAUGCUGCGUCCCCUCCGUCCGCCACUAAAAAGGCAGAGGAGCCAUUAAUCUCUGAGAAAACGGAAGAAACGAGCGACGCCGUGUUGGCGACCGCGGAGCCUCCUGUGGUUCAAACGGACAAAUCUGAGUCGGGGGAACCUCCCAGGGAGCGUGAUAAAGACGCUAAGAUGACUCCUGAGAGCGUCGAUGCAGGCGGCGAGACAAAGACAGAUGACAAAGAGAAGGACUGUGCUGCCACGAUAAGCGAAACCACAUCUGAGUCCGUGGCUGCAGAAGCAUCAGGCGUCAAACGCGAUCUGACAAAGCAACAAGAGGACGACAAAACUGAGGCGAUCUCAGCUGCACACGAGACGACGGAGGAAGCGACACCUGAGGGGAGCGAUAAACCAUCCAGCCCGGCUGAGAGGACGAACGUCUCUGAGGAAACCGAUAAAAAACCCGAGCGACAGGAGACGGAGCAAGACAAAGUGUCUGAGGAGGAGUCGGGAAAACCUGAGGCCGAGCUUCCAUCAUCAGAAAACGUCCCCGACAAAGAGAGUGAAAAGGACACGGAGAAGGAGCUUCCAAACAACAAAGAGGAUAAAACUGAUUUGACGACGGAUGAAGUCUCAAAAACUGAAGAAACUAAAGAGGAGGAACCAGUUCAGAAAGAAAAGGAAGGAUCUGGAAAUCAAAGCACGAGCAAAGAACCUGAAGCUGAAUCCUCGACCGAAACGGAAAAAGCGUUGAGCAAAGAACCUGAGGCUGAAUCCUCGACCGAAAAAGAAAAAGCGUCGAGCAAAGAACCUGAGAAGGAGGUGGCGAACGGCGAGGGCGAAGCUGCGGCCGACGUCCAGAAGGAAGGCGUCCGUUGGAAGCACAAGGCUCCGGCCCAUCGCAGGAAGGCCGAGCUCCAGAGGGACGAGCGACAGGGAGACUCCGAGUCGGACUCGAACACGGGGAUGUCUCUGCGGAGAUCGCCGAGGAUCUCGAGGCCGACGAUGAAGGCCGUCGAGAUCCAAGACAAGAAGACGGAGAAGUCGCAGGCCCCUCCGACGCCUCAGAAGGACGACAAGGAAGAGAAGGAAAAAGAGGGGGAGGAGGAGGAGGAAGAGGAGGAGGUAAAGACUGUGCAAAAGAAGCCAAGAGAGAAAAAGGAGGAGCAGGAGGGACAGACCAAACCCAAGGGGAGGAAGAGGCGGAAGGUCCGGUGGUCCAACACGCGGACGCGGCGCAAAAAGAAAGAUUCGGAGGACGAGGAGGAGAACAGCGACGAGGAGUCGAGCGACGACGAGGAGACGGAGGAGGAGGACGACAGCGACGAGGACUACAAGGUGGAGAGAAGCAGGAAGAGGCGGAACCGGAACAGGGAGCGGCGGAGCUCGGACUCCUCCACGUCCUCCGACGACGAUCUACCUCCAAACGAUGACCCAUGCAAACACUGUGGUCUUCCAAAUCACCCCGAGCUGAUCUUACUGUGUGAUUCGUGUGACAGCGGCUACCACACAGCCUGUCUGAGGCCUCCUCUCAUGAUCAUCCCCGACGGAGAGUGGUUCUGUCCGCCCUGCCAGCAUAAGCAGCUCUGCGACAAACUAGAAGAGCAGCUCACAAACCUCGACGCCGCUUUGAAGAAGAAGGAACGAGCCGAGAGGAGGAAAGAGCGUUUAAUUUAUGUCGGAAUCAGCCUGGAGAACAUCAUCACGCCGUCCGUGGAGGUGCCGGAGGAAAAGCCGGAGAUCGUCAUCAAAGAGAAGAAGGAAACGAAGCGGAGUAAGAGUUGGGGCCGGCGGUCGACGAGGGCGAAGAAAACCAUCAGCUACAGAUUCGAUGAAUUCGACGAGGCGAUCGAGGAGGCGAUAGAGGAAGACAUCAAAGAGGCAGAAGGAGGAGGAGCCGGUCGAGGUAAAGACAUGGCCAACAUCACCGGCCACAGAGGGAAGGAUAUUUCCACCAUCCUCCAGGCGGAGGAGGGGAAGGAGAACGGCCGGCCGCCGCGGCCCAGCCUCGGGCAGCGCAGGAAAAAACGCAGACGCCUCAACGACCUGGACAGCGACAGCACGGUGGACGAAGAGGAAAGCGAGGAGGAGUUCCGCCUCAGUGAAAGCUCGGAGGAGGAGUUCGUCGUGACGGACAACGAAUCGGGAGCAGAAAGCGAGGCGGGCUCCAACGACAGCGACUUCGCCGGCAGCGGCAGGAACCACAGUUCCUCGCGGAGCAGGAAACCUCCGACGCGCCGACGGAGCUCCAGGAAGCGGCGGAGACCGAGGGGGUACUCGGACGACGAGGAGGAGGAAGAGACGGACGAGGAAGAGGAAGAGGAUGAAAUAGCGACCGAAGGCUCCAGCGAGUUCAGCGACAGUGAUCUGGACGUGAGUCGGCGGCGGUCUCGGCGGAGCCUGAAGAAGCAGGUGAACUACUGCGAGACGUCCGAGUCCGAGGGCUCUCAGGCGGGAACCAACCGGGCCAAAGUAAAACCCAGACGCUUCCAGGACAGUUCAGACAGCGACACGAGUUUCUCCAGAGAGUCUGAAGAGGAGACGAGGGAUCAGAGGUUCAAAAGGAAAGCCGAUUCCUCGGAGGAAGAUUCCCGGCAGCGGCGCAGACGCCUCGCACUGAAGCGCAGGAGAGCGUCGGAAGAGGACGACUCGGACGACGACUCGGACGAAUCCUCCGAGGAGGACCGGCCCGUCCGCAAACGGGUGAACCGCAUUGACUCGGACGAUGACGACGAGGAGCAGCAGGAGGAGAAACCGAAGGAGAAGAAGGCCGAGGAGGAGUCAAAGGGAACGAACCCGUCGGACUGCAAUGUGGCGGAGCUGCCGCCCACGAACGGACAGAGCCCGGUAAAGACCGUCGAAGGCCUCGUGGGCCGACCCCCUGCCUCCGCCGCUCCAAGCCUCAUCCCGCAACUGGAGCCCCCCAAAAACGCCAGCGCCACACCCGCUGUUGCCAUAGCGCCGAACGGCCUGGUCGGUCAGGACGCGGCGGCGGCGCAAGACGACGACGAAGACGAUCUGUUCGGAGUCACAGACCUAGUGGACUACGUCUGCAAUAAUGAGGACUUGUAAAAACAAAUAUGGUGUACUGUUUCUUUUUUUUUUUUUUUGUGGUAUUGUAUUUUUAUAUCGCUUAACUUUAUUAUUCCCUCCCCUGCCAACACUUUCUUUGUCGUCCUUUAUACUCACCCGGAGCUCGAGUCUCUGCUGCCACUAGUCUGAUUCUGUCCCCGUGGGAUUGUCUAAACAAUAAGGGCACCGACAUAUAAUUUCCUCACGUGUCUGGUAACGAUCAGUUUACCUGCAAACCAUCGUCCAGCUCCACUGCCAAACCACCUUUCACAGCAUUUCACUCUACCCACCUCCACGUCAGGAAAUGUUUUAGUUUGGAAGAUUUUAAGGCUGUGUGUUUUAAACAUCAUUCCGUGAUUGAAAUAAUAACAUCCGUUAGUUUCACAUGCUGGAGGGCAGAACAGAUUACGCCGCUCUCAUGUCUUUACUGUAAAUAUAAAGCUGCGGCUUCUCAGCUUAGCUUAGCUUAGCACGGUCGCCUAGCAUCUCUUUAACGUGCACUAUUUUUUAACCUUCAGUGAAGUUAUUAGGCCAAAUAUAUUAAUGAAUUAAUGAAAUGUUAAACUGAUUAUGAUAUUUUAAUCGUGAUACAUUCACCUGUCAUUACUUAUCGCACACAAAUUAAUAUUUGUUUGUUACAUAAUGAGCUUUGGGGGUGAAUUUAUUUCCCAUUUCCACUGUUCUUCCUAUGCUAAGCUAACAUUCUGCUGGCUGUUAAUCGUAAAGAUGUGAGAACUUUACUUUAAACUGUUCUGCCUUUGUUUUGUUUUUGUUUGUUUUUUUUUUUUUUUUCCUGUUACUUGUGACAGCUAUAGAUGAGACUAUUUAUUCUUUUGGAUGACCAGGAGUUGCUUAAAUCACGCAUUUGAUAAGCUAACCUUCCGCACACCUCAGCCGGGGAUAUAGCUGGUGUUGUAAAUGGGAAAAAAAAUAAUAAUAAUAAAAACGUUAUUUCUCCAUAAAUAAACCAUGAGCGGGUGUUUUCAACCCCUUACAUCGUAUGAAGGUGUGAAUGUAUAUAUGUCAGGUUUCCCCAUUUUUUAAAAAAAAAAGUAAUAAUAAUAAUAGAGUAGUUUUUUGUAUAUUGUAUACAUAUAAUUAUUUUAACUACAUUAAACCAUCGGCAUCAGUGGUGAACUCCCUGGUGAAUCAGAAUGAGAUCUUGUCCCUCCUAAUCAUACGUUCUAGUCUAGCAUCUUUUUUUUUUUUUUUUUAUUAUUAUUACAUCUACAUUACUCUGUGAUUUUGUUUUAAAUAAUGAUGUAUUUUUUUUUUUUUUUGUAUAUCUAAACCUUUAUUUGUUGUCGUCUUCAAGCGAAAAAUGUAAAGUGUCUUAUUGUCUUUGUACAUUGUUCUUCAUAGAGGGUUCAAAAAAACCCGCGGACCGUUUUUUAUUGACUAAAAUAACACUCGGCUCCAAAAUAAACUUUUUUUUUUAAUUUUUUUUUUUUUUAUAUCUGUUAUCCCCGUUCCCCCGUUUCUGUUCUGUAUUUUCAUAAUCUUGAGCAGACGUUCGGGUCCCGACCUAAAGCGCGGCUCAAGAUUGUGAAAAAUCAAUAAAGUGUAAUAUUUGUUUUGAA